This is a messenger RNA of Dipodomys spectabilis (banner-tailed kangaroo rat), 6033 nucleotides long. Its product is annotated as serine-rich adhesin for platelets-like. NCBI's taxonomy places the organism in Eukaryota, Metazoa, Chordata, Mammalia, Rodentia, Heteromyidae. The record is from RefSeq and is a predicted model, not a curated record. Gene Ontology annotation, cellular component: plasma membrane; Golgi apparatus. Bases 1 to 6033 code for a protein of 2010 amino acids. Gene Ontology annotation, biological process: activation of protein kinase B activity. The transcript has 4 exons.
AUGGCCAGGAAACAUGGGAAGUACACAGUGAAUAUGGACCACUCUGGAAACCAGCUGCCAUUCACGAGCCCAAGAAACCAAGAAGUACACAAUGUAGCAUGCCAGCUUUCUGCAUCAUCUGCUAUAACUGGAGAUUCUGGUGUCAAUUUAACUGCUGUCUGCACCAACCCAGAGACCCUGGGAAACUCAGAAUUUCCAAACAGAGAACGUCAACAUUGUCAAGUGGCACAGAAUUUCUUCAGUGAUUGGUCGCUCUGGAAAAUCUUCUUGGUUUGUCUUUUAGCCUGUAUAAUAACCACAGUGAUUGGAGUACUUAUAUUGUCCCUGGUAUAUAAUGGGAAAAAAGAGAAUACCUCCAUUAUUAUCCAAAUUCCCCAAAGAGGCGAGACACCUUCAUGUACUACUAGCACAACUGCAACCACAAGUUCAAAACCUACAGUCACUGAAGGUAUAACAGAAACGACCACUGCAUCCAAUUUAAAUAGGCCUAUUACCACACCAAUGAUUGCUAGCACUUCAAUGCAGCUUACCAGCCCAAUAACUGCUAACGAUGCUUCAAGUAAAUCUACAGGAACACCUGCCACAUCAGGCACAUCUACAGAAGCUACAAAUACAUUAAUCAGCAAUAUUACCUCUACUGAGCCUACCACCAAAACAAUGGCUAGCACUUUACCUGCUGUGGCUACUAUAACUACAAGCACUUCUGAACAUGUGGUAACGGUGGCUACCACAACUGCUCCCAUCUCAUCCACCACUACAACUGCAGCUACCUCCUCCACGGCACCAGUUACUACAAUGGUUAGCCCUUCUACUGAAGUCUCAACCAUUCUCACUUCUGCAGAAUCUAUAAUCACAUCUGUGGCCACAAAUACAUCUGAACUAACCACCACCACAACUGCAGGAACUUCCACGGAACCUGCAGUCACAGUGCUUAAUGUGAUCACUUCUACUGAAGCCACUAUGACAACUGCAGCCACUACUUCAAUGGAAAAUAUUACUACUGCUGCAGGAAGUUCUACUGAACUUUUAGCCACCUCACCCAUCACUGGUGUUCCCAGUGGAUCAACUAGUACACCAUCAGCCACUUCUUUAACAGAACUGACUACUACGAUUGCAAGUACAUCCACCGUAUCUACAGCUACAUUGGCUAACACUAUCUCCUCUCAACUCUCGACUACAACAGCUUCUACCACUUCAACUGCAGAGAUCACUACUACUGAAGGCCUUUACACUGAACCUACUACAACAUCAACCACCAUUACUCUCUCUACCCAACCUACCUCUACAGUGACAACCAGUACUGCAACAGAAUCAACAGCAAUCACAGAUACUUCCACGGAAGUAACAAAUACAGUAGGUACUUCUACUGCCUCCAUGGGAUCUACCAAUACAAUAGAAGCUAUCCCCUCUAUGGAACCAACUCUGACAAAUAGUGCCAGUACUUCCACUACAUCUACAAGCACAUAUCCCAUGGCAACUGUAACUAACAUUUCAACGGAACCAACUACAACUGUGAGCCCAUUUACUGAACUUACAACUACAAUAGCCACCAUUAUUGCCCCUGUGGAACCUACCACUCCAAAAGCAGCCACCCUUUCAACUGAACCUACUACAACCACUACAGGGACUUCCUCCAAAUUAACAUCCACAAUCUCUACUUCCUCCACUCAACUCUCCACUAUAAAAGCUGUAACCGCAUCACCUGAACUAACCACUGUAAUAAAUGCCAGCUCAAUGCCAGCCACAUUGGCGAGUAUUCAACCUUCCACUACAAGAGCUGACAGUACUUCAGCUGUAUCAACUGAUACGACUGAAAAUACUUCCACUGAACCUACCUUCACCUCAGUCACCACUACUGUCUCUACUCAACCUUCCACUACAACAGGAGUAACUGCAUCAUCUGAAUUGACUAGCACAAUUGGAAGUACUUCCCCUGAAUCUAACUCUGCAUCUUCCAUUACUACUUUGUCCAUUCAACCCUCUACUACAACGGUGUCUACCACUUCAUCGGACCUGACUACUACAAGUGUAAGCACUUCCUUGGCAACCACAGCAAUGACCACGACUGCAGUCACAGAAGCCAGCAACACCUCCUCUACUGAGCCCUCCACAACAGCAGCGGUAACUUCAACUAAACCAAUUACUAACACUGGAAACAUACUCAUUGAACCCACAACCAUAUUGGCCACCACUGCUACCUCAAGUGAACCUACCACAACCACUGCAGGCAGUACUUCAACUGAAACAACUGUUUUAACUGAAAGCACUUCCACUGAAUCAACCUCCACAUCAGCUACCACUACUCUCUCCACUCCAUCCCACACUGCCGCAUCAGCCACAACGGAGCUGUCUCCCACAAUAAGUGCCAGUACAGCCGCUGAACCUAUGGCCGUGUUACCCACCACUACUGUCUCAACUCAACCCUCCACCACAACAGCUCUCACCACUUCAUCUGAAGUGACUGGUACAAGUAUAAGCACUUCUCCUGCAGAGAUAAUGACAAUGACCACCACUCCUCAUUCUCCAGAAUCUACAACCAGAAUUUCAAUCACAACUUCACCAGAAUCAGCUACCACAACAGCUAUAGGCCCUUCCACGGAAACUACCCCCACGGAAGCCAGCAGUAUCUCAUCUAUUCAAUCUUCCAUGACAACUUCAACUGAAGAGUUUACUACCAAUACAGACACUUCCACAGAAUAUACUACCCCAUCAGUCACCAGUACUUCUUCCACUGAAAUUACAACUACAACGGCAGACAGUACUUCAAAUGAACCAAGUAGCAUAAGUGAAAGUGCUACCAUUAAACCUACAGUGAUUAGUGGACCCCCUCAAUCUUCUACUGCAACAGCAGCUGCCACCAUACCUAAACUGACUAGUACAAGUGCAGGAACCUCCAAUGCAGGUACACCAAUGACCUCCCGUCCUAAUUUUUCAGAAUCUACAACCACAAUUGGGGUCACUACUUCAUCUGAACCAGUUACCACAAGAGCUAUAGGCACUACCUCUGAAGCUACAACCACAGAAACCAGCACUAUGUCAUUCUCUACUGAACCCUCCAAAACAAUAGCAGCUACAACUUCCAUUGAACCAGUGACUAUCACUGCAGGCACUUCCACUGAAUCUACAACCCCACUGGCCACCACUACUUUCUCUACCAAACCCUCCAGUCCAACAGCAUCAACAGCUGCAUCUGAGCCAGCUACUACAACUACUACUCCAAGUGUAGGCACUUCCACUGAAGCUACAGCAUUGAUCGUGAGUCCUAAAUCUCCAGAAUCUACAACCGUUGCAGCCAUUACUUCAUCUGAAGUAGCUGCCACACAAAAAAUAGGCACUUACUCUGAAGCUACCAGUACAGAAGCCAGCAUUCUUGCCUCUACUAAACCUUUCACGGCAACCUCAGCUACCACUUCACCUGAGCCAAUUGGUACCACUGUAAGCACUUCCACUGAAUCUACAGUAGUGCCCACCACUACUGUCAUCAGUCAACCUUCUACUACAACAGUACCCAUCGCUUCAUCUGAAUCAACCAGUACAAGUAUAAUGACUUCCACCGAAGCUACCACCACGGGGAUUAGCAUUCCUUCUUCUUCAGAAUCUACAACCACAGGUGUGUUCACCACAUCAUCUGUACCAGCUACCACCACAACAAUAGGCACUUCCUCUGAAGCUACAACCACAGAAGCCAGAACUACUUCUUUCUCCACUGAACCCACUGCAACAGUAGCAGCAACCUCUUCAUUUGAACUAAUUACUACCAGUGCUAGCACUUCCAUUGAAGCUACCACCACACUGGGCAUCACUUCUGUCGCCAGCCAAUCUUCUCCAACAACAUUCCCCACCUCAUCUGUGCCAACUGAUACAACUGAAAACAUUUCCACUGCCUCUACCUCCACUCCUGCUGCCACUACUCAACCUUCUACUACAAUAGGACACACGGCACCAUCUGAAAUGCCUGGUACCACUGGAAGCACUUCCACUGAACUUAACUCUGCACCUGCAACUACUACUUCCUCCGCAAAACCUUCCAGUUCAACAGCAUCAAUAGCUGCAUCACAACUACCUGCUACAAGUGUGGGCACUUCCACUGAAGCUACAACAACCGUGAGUCCCAAUUCUCCAGAAUCUACAACAGUGUCCACUACUUCAUCGGAACAAGACACCACCACAACCAUAGGCACUUAUUCUGAAGCUACAACCACAGAAGCUGGCACUCUUUCCUCUACUAAACCCCUCACAGCAACCUCAGCUACCACUUCACCUGAGCCAAUCGCUACUACGGUAAGUGCUGAAUCUACAGUAGUGCCCACCACUGUCACCACUCAGCCUUCUACGACAACAGCACCCAUCGCUUCAUCUGAAUCAACCAGUACAAAUAUAAUGACUUCUACUGAAGCUACCACCACGGGGAUUAGUAUUCCUUCUUCAGAAUCUACAACCACAGGUGUGUUCACCACAUCAUCUGUACCAGCUACCACCACAAUAGGCACUUCCUCUGAAGCUACAACCACAGAAGCCAGAACUACUUCUUUCUCCACUGAACCCACUGCAACAGUAGCAGCAGCCUCUCCAUUUGAACUAAUUACUACCAGUGCUAGCACUUCCAUUGAAGCUACCACCACACUGGGCAUCACUUCUGUCGCCAGCCAAUCUUCUCCAACAACAUUCCCCACCUCAUCUGUGCCAACUGAUACAACUGAAAACAUUUCCACUGCCUCUACCUCCACUCCUGCUGCCACUACUCAACCUUCUACUACAAUAGGACACACGGCACCAUCUGAAAUGCCUGGUACCACUGGAAGCACUUCCACUGAACUUAACUCUGCACCUGCAACUACUACUUCCUCCGCAAAACCCUCCAGCUCAACAGCAUCAACAGCUGCAUCACAACCACCUGCUACAAGUGUGGGCACUUCCACUGAAGCUACAACAACCGCGAGUCCCAAUUCUCCAGAAUCUACAACAGUGUCCACUACUUCAUCGGAACAAGACACCACCACAACCAUAGGCACUUAUUCUGAAGCUACAACCACAGAAGCUGGCACUCUUUCCUCUACUAAACCCCUCACAGCAACCUCAGCUACCACUUCACCUGAGCCAAUCGCUACCACUGUAAGUGCUGAAUCUACAGUAGGGCCCACCACCACUGUCACCACUCAGCCUUCUACGACAACAGCACCCAUCGCUUCAUCUGAAUCAACUCACUCAAGUGUAAGCACUUCCACCACAGUGAUGACCGCUCCUCCUUCUUCAGAAUCUACAACCACAGGUGCAGCCACUCCUUCAAGAGAAUCAGCCACCACAAUGAUCGUUCCUCCCUCUGAAGCUACAACCACAGAAGCCAGAACUACUUUCUCUACUGAACCCACCUCAACAAUAGCGGCAACCUCUUCCAUUGAACCAGUUAUUACCAGUGCUAGCACUUCUACUGAAGUUACCACCAUACUGGGCAUCACUUCUGUCUUCGGUCAAUCUUCUCCAACAACUGCCCCCACCGCAUCUGUGCCAACUGCUACAACUGAAAACACUUCCACUACCUCUUCCUCCACACCUGCCACCACUAUCAUUGCUCAGCCUUCUACUACAACAGGACAUACGGCAUCGUCUGAAAUGCCCAGUACAACUGGAAGCACUUCCACUGAGUUUAACCCUACAUUGGCCCCUACUACUUCCUCCACAAAACCCUCCAGUUCAACAGCAUCAACAACUGCACCUGAGCCAGCUACUACAAGUGUAAGCACUUCCACUGCACCUACAGCAUUGACUGUGAGUCCUAAUUCUCCAGAAUCUACAACCAUAAUUGUGUCCACUACUUCAUCGGAACAAGAUAUCACCACAACAGUGGACACUUCCUCUGAUGCUACAACCACACAAACCAGCACUGCUUCUUUCUCUACUGAACCCUCUGCAUCAAUAGCUGCAACCUCUUCAAUGGAAACAAUGACUACUACUGCAAGCACUUCCCUUGAAGCUACGUCUAUAUUGGGUAUCUUCCACUCAAUCUUCUUCAACAACAGCCACCACUUCAUCUGA